AUGUCGAUUGAGGAAGGAGAAUAUGGGUUAAUACCCAUCAAUCUUAAAGAGGCUGGAGUUGUCCUAGGAGAGGAGGCACCUACUGCCAUGUUCAGGGUUGGGGUGAGCAGAGGAGGUGCCUUUGCUGGGCAUGCAUCUAAGGCUAGUGCCUCUGUUGGGAGCGCUUCAAUGGUGAGCGGACAAUUGGCCGAGGGCUUGGGUAAGCUAGGUAAUGGGUUGGGCACCCGUGUUAGUGGGGUAAAGGUGCUUCCCAGUGGAGCGACCAAUGGGGCGAGUAGGGGAGAUGCCUUUGCUAUGCACGAGGACCACCUUGGCCAAGAUGCGACACUCAAAUUAGGCGAGCAAGCUUGCCUGGGUGAGUAG
Ilex paraguariensis (yerba mate) is the source of this 363-nucleotide messenger RNA. NCBI's taxonomy places the organism in Eukaryota, Viridiplantae, Streptophyta, Magnoliopsida, Aquifoliales, Aquifoliaceae. The record is from the annotation of a GenBank genome assembly.